GUUUAACAUUAUGGAAGGGAUGUUAAAUUGCAAACUCUGACCGAUCGACAUAAAUACGACGGCUUACUAGCGUGCGUUACCAGUACCUAACACACCAUCGAACAACCCGACAUCGUCACGAGAACACAAGUCAAAACGUACAAAUAAAAUGGCCGCCAAGGUAUAUAUUGCUUAACGAUUAAAAAAUUCGUGUUCAACUCACACAUGAAUAACAAUAAUCCAAUACGUUCGGCCGAAUACUAAUUACUUUAAUUUUAUAUUUUUUACUACCAAAAAUUUAAGAUAAUAUCAAUUAGUUUUUAUAGAUAAAUUGCAUCUGAUUGAACCGGUACAUGGAUCCACCGAUCUCAAAGGAAUGCUAUCUAACUAAUAGCCUUUUAUUUUUAAAAAUUCGCUGUUUAUAACCUCGCCUAUAACCUAUAACGUUGUCUAACAUCACCGUGCAUUUCAGAUGAUCAUUCUCGCCGCCUGCGUGGCCGCCGCCGUCGCCCAAUACGCCGCCCCGGCUUACCCAGCACCGGCUUACUCCGCACCAAAGGCCUACGCCCCGGAGCCCGCGUACGCCCCGGCCCCGUACAGCUUCGAAUACAGCGUCAACGACCCGUCCACCUACGACGUCAAGAGCCAAUCGGAAUACAGCGACGGCAAAACCGUCAAGUGAUACUACAGCCCGAUCGAAGCCGACGGCAUCAAGAGGAUCGUCGAAUACACCGCUGAAGACUACGGUUUAAACGCGAAAUUCAAGAAGGAAGGCACCCCGUCUUACUCCGCCCCGGCUUACAAAGCCGCCCCAGCCUACAAACCGGCCUACUCAGCACCCGCAUACCCAGCACCAGCUUACCCAGCACCCGCAUACUCGGCACCCGCCUACAAACCAGCCCCGUACAAGGCAUACUAAUCGCCGACCACUUCGUUCAAACNCCCAGCACCGGCUUACUCCGCACCAAAGGCCUACGCCCCGGAGCCCGCAUACGCCCCGGCCCCGUACAGCUUCGAAUACGCCGUCAACGACCCGACCACCUACGACGUGCACAGCCAGGCCGAAUCCAGCGACGGAAAGACCGUCAAGGGAUACUACAGCCUGAUCGAAGCCGACGGCACCAAGAGGAUCGUCGAAUACACCGCUGACGACUACGGUUUCAACGCCGAGGUCAAGAAGGAAGGCACCCCGUCUUACUCCGCCCCGGCUUACAAAGCCGCCCCAGCCUACAAACCGGCCUACUCAGCACCCGCAUACUCAGCACCCGCAUACCCUGCACCAGCUUACCCAGCACCCGCCUACAAACCAGCCCCGUACAAGGCAUACUAAUCGCUGACACCUUCAUUCAGACUUUUCAUUACAAACCCCCGCAGUCGUUGAUAAGCUGAAAUUUCCGUUAUAGAAACAGUACAGCUCAUAUUCCAUUCCGACAACAUCGGAAUGAACAACGUUUAAUUUAUUGUUGGUUAAUUUAUAAAUAAAUUAUUAAUUCAACAUAUUAAAUAUUUUGAAUCGUGU
Molecule: messenger RNA, 1498 nt
Organism: Cinara cedri
Lineage: Eukaryota; Metazoa; Arthropoda; Insecta; Hemiptera; Aphididae
Source: the annotation of a GenBank genome assembly